Molecule: messenger RNA, 10161 nt
Organism: Xiphophorus couchianus (Monterrey platyfish)
Lineage: Eukaryota; Metazoa; Chordata; Actinopteri; Cyprinodontiformes; Poeciliidae
Gene: unc13c
Product: unc-13 homolog C (C. elegans)
Exons: 34
Coding region: 779-8662 (2627 amino acids)
Biological process (GO): synaptic vesicle priming; presynaptic dense core vesicle exocytosis; synaptic transmission, glutamatergic
Cellular component (GO): presynaptic active zone cytoplasmic component; terminal bouton; plasma membrane
Molecular function (GO): diacylglycerol binding; calmodulin binding; phospholipid binding
Source: RefSeq, a predicted model, not a curated record
CGCGCGCGCGCAGUUGAGCGAGAAAGUGGGGGACGGAGUGAUGUUCUCCCGCCGGAGAACAGAGCCUGACUCCGGCCAGCCAGUCAUCAGCGGCAGCAGCGGCGGAGGCAGCGCUGUCCUCCCCACCGUCGGCGCCACCGCCACCCGCCCCGCACACACACACCCGGGCUGGCGAAACUGUCAAUGAGAAAAGGAGUGUGCAUCAGGCGCGGAGCACAUAAAAUCGCUCAGGGUUUCUACAACAAGGACCCAAAGACCGGAGGGUACUCUGUAUGCCGUCGGCGGCAUGGCGGCGGGGGCAGAGAGAGAGAGAGAGACAGAGGGAGGCGUGCGCGCGCGUUUCCUCGCAGGAGCGGCGCUUUGGGACUGUGAUGUCUGACGGACGCGGAGAGAUGCUGUGAGCUCUGGUAUUAGCAGAGCCAGCUGCGCACCCACCGAGCCGCUCUGUCCCCUCCCUCCCCGCAUCUCAUCCCCAGCAUUCCUGCUCUCUCUCCCAAGCGCCGACCAUUCGCUCAAAGAGGGGAAUCGGCUCCACACGGCUCGCUUCGCUCACUUGGGUCCCGCGCGAAGAUUUUGGCAGAGAACUGUUCUUUUUCCUGUGGAAGACAACUGGAUUUAAAAGUCUUUCAACCUCUGGACAAACUGUGGUUUUAGUGAUUGUGAACUCGGCUUCUGUUCUGUCAUUCAGCGCCUGAAUAUGCUUGGCUCGCCCAUACUCCAUUACAAGCCAACCUCUUCUUUCAGCCGAUGAUAAAAACAAUCCACCGGAUUGCCAUCCAUGGUUUCUGCGCUAAUCAAGACUGUGUUAUUCUAUAUUGAAAAGAUUUGCAAAGGAAUGUUUACAAAGAAAUUGGCAAACCCAAUUAAGAAGAAAGAAAGAAGUGAAAAUAAAGAGCCCAAAUUAACCGCUGAUUUGCAAGCACAUAAUCUAACUCUCUCAACCACUCUAAAGACAACUGUCAAAAAGGUUUCCAAAUGCUCUUCGGCACGUAACAUAUCGCUUGAAGAGGACGACGGAAAGAACGACUGCUCAUCGUUGUCACCCACUUUCAGCUAUCGUGUAGCUAUAGCAAAUGGACUCCCAAAAAGUUCUCUUUUUCUAAAUAAUAAUGAAAGUAUCUUUUCUGAGGUUCUUUCGAUUGACAGCAGUUACUCUGACUCCUUGAGUGAGACCAAACCUGUCCGGAGACUAGAUGAGCAUAAAUCACACACUAUGCCAGUAAGACGAAACAGGAAGAGCCUCAUCAGUCUAGCUCCCUCUGAUGGCAGUUCGGAGGGGGAACGGGUGGAACGCUCUAGUUUACAUACGCUUAGGCUGGGGGCUCUACGUAAGUUAAGGAAAUGGAAAAAAAGCCAGGAAUGUGUCUCCUCAGACUCCGACGUGAGCAAUUGGAGGAAAACCCUGGGCAUUCGAAGCAAAUCUCUGGACCGUGCUGGAAGACAACAAAAGAGUUCUACCCUAGAGCCUGGCUCUUCCUCAACAGGUUGCAUCAGUCAGACGCAGGAUGUAAUGGAAAUGAUUUUUAAGGAGCUUCAGGGGAUCAGUCAAAUAGAAACGGAACUAUCUGAGCUUCGUGGCCAUGUAAAUGCCCUUAAGAGCUCAAUUGAUGAGAUCUCCAGCAGUGUGGAAGUAGUUCAGAGUGAGAUUGAACAGCUUAGAUCAGGAUUUGUCCAGUCAAGAAGGGAAACAAGAGAUAUCCAUGACUACAUUAAACAGAUUAGCCACCAGGCCAAUAAUUCAACCUUGCGGUUUCUCAAUGUUCCUGAAGAAAGAUCAGAAAAAACAGAGAGUGUAAUAUACAAAAUAUUGAAAGAGAAAAUGGGUUUCACUGAUGCCCAUAAAACAAUUAAAAUUGAGCUAGCUCACAGGUUAGGGCAACAAAGAGAAUGUUCUAAUGCGAAGCCUCGUCCUAUUAUUGUCAUUUUUGCAACACCCCAAGACAGAGACGUAGUCCUUAAGAAAUGCUACAAACUCAAAGGUACAGGGAUUACAGUAUCUACUGAUAGUUUAACAAAUGAUGGAAAAGACAGGAAAGACAAAACAAUGUCAUCCUCUCAAACAUAUGAAAGUAUGGAUAUAAAAGUCUCAGGAAAGGAGAAAGUAGUAGAAAGUGAUGACUGGGAUUCAAUGGACAGUGAUAAAGAGCUGGAUGAGUUAAGCAGGAAUAAAUAUGCAAUGGUUAUUUCAAAGCCUGUUCACAAGUCCAAAUCAGAGAAGAGGCGAUCCCAUGACCACAGCAGGUCAGGAGACGUAGCAGGCUACUCAGGAACAGUCCACUAUGCUGACGACUCUUACUAUGACACAGACAAGCAUGCAAAGGCUUACUACUCUGAUAUGACCCCAGGAUGGCUUUCCCAGAGCGAUUAUUCAACUCCAAAACUUAGUCGUUCAGAGUCUGACUGUUCAAAACUUUGCCAGUCGUACUCUGAAGAUUUUUCAGAAAGUCAAUACUUCACACGAGCAAAUGGUGGCUCCCUCCUUUCCUCCUCAGAUCAAGAACUGUGGCAGAGAAAACAAGAGGACAUGGCCUCCUCUUGGUAUGCUAGCCCCAGCCAUCCUCAUGAUAAUCAAACAUAUGAACAUAAUGAAGUUGAGACUACUGAAACUAUUGAUAGUGGGGUUAGCAAUGGACUUGUCUGCAUGUCCGGUGAUAGAAGCCACUACAGUGGCUCACAGGUAUCAUUACAAGGUGAUCUUUCACCAUGGAAAGACUGGCAUCAUCUGGAGCAAGGAGCUGACUCUGGCUUAGAAGCUUCAAUAGAGGUCAGUAGCCCUUUUGACCCAUCAACUAUUCCUGGAUUUCCAGAGAACAUUACCAAGUGUCAGGAGGUUGAUUUGCAGUUUGAAGGAGAUGAGGAGUUUAUGAUGCUUGACAGAGAAGCUUCUUUACCUCCUAUCACCACCCAUAUUAUUCCUCCCAUCACAGAACGGGAAGUUGUCAAGACUUCUUCCCGGCAGUCAAGGGAAGGAUGUAAGGUGAUCACAAAAGAAAGCACAAAGAUAUCAUCAAAAGAAGCCUCUAAAGCUGCAGCAAAAGUGACGCCCAAAACAAGUAAAGUCACUACUCCUAAAGAGGAGACAUCUAAAAUAUUGGCAAAAGAAAACACAAACGUUUCGGCUAAAGGUUCACCUAAAGUGACAUCUAAAACAUCCCCUAAAGAAUUACAGAAAGAAACAUUAAAAUCAGCUGUUAAAGAAAGCUCUCAAGUCGUCCAUAAAGACAAUUCUAAAUUUAUACCCAAAGAAACUACUAAGCCUAUAGGUAAGGAAGUAUCUAAAGUGACAAAGUUAAGUUCCAUUGAAACGGCUAAGGUCACUCCUAAAGCAAUCUCAAAAGACAGCCCUGUAAUCACACCUAGAGAAAGCCCUAAAGAGUCGCCCAAAGAGAGCCCUAAAAUAACUCCAAUUGAUACCCCUGUCUUGACUCCAGAUUCAACCCCUAGAGAGUCCCCUAAAGAAUCCCCUAAAGUCAUUCCCAAAGAACCCCCUAAAGUAAUUCCUAAAGAAUCCCCUAAAGUAAUUCCUAAAGAAUCCCCCAACAUCAUACCUAAGGAAUCCCCCAAAGUCAUUCCUAAGGAAUCCCCCAAAGUAACUCCUAAAGAAUCCCCCAAAGUAAUUGCUAAAGAACCCCAGAAAGUAAUUUCUAAAGAGGGUAUAAAGGCUGUUACUAAAGAAAUUACCAAAGAAGCUUUAAAAUCAUCACCAAAAGAGGUUCCAAAAGAGGUGACUAAAGCGCCACCUAAGGAAACCACUACAGUACCUGCUCAGGAGGUUUCUAAGAUUCUACCUAAGGAAGUUUCAAACAUAGCUCCUGAAGAGAGUUCUAAAGUGACCCCCAACGAGCCUUCUAAAGUAUCUCCAACAGAUGUUCCCUUGGUAGCACCUAAAUCAGUUUCUAAAGAUGUUGCCAAGGGACCCUCAAAAACAGGUGCCAGUGAAAAAUUCCCUGAACUUGAUGUUAAUCAUAGCUUUCACCAGGCCCCAAGCAAGUCCUCAAGUAUGUACCGUAGCCAGAGUGAGAUACGAACAGAGAAAGUGGAGGAGGUUCCAAAAACCUGGAGUAGUAGACUUAGUAUCGAUCUAAGUGAAAAGUCCUUUGGCUUUGGCUUUGGAUCCACUCUCCAAAGAGCUAAGUCUGCUCUGGAGGUUGUUUGGAAAUCUGGCUCCCAAGCCACCCCUGCUCCUCCAGAGGAACAAACAAACUCUUCUUCCUCAUUUAUGGGGCGUUUCCGAACACUCUCCACCUCUACUGCAAAUAGUUCCCCUGCUACAACAGAACCGGAUGCUCGUGCGGAACCUGUCUUCAGCAAGGCGGAGGAGGAAAAUACAAUUGCAGGAACAGGAGAACUAUCUGUGGAUAGUGAGACUCACUACGUUGAAGUGAUGGAGCAGGUACUAGCUAACCUGGAAAACAGGACUAAUAUUAACGAGAACCAGGACACAGAUGAGCUUGCGCAGGAAUGUGAGACUUCUCAGGACUAUGAUGUGUCUGACGACAUUGAGCCCUCUCAAGACAAUGAUGCCUCUCAGGAUCUUGAGGCAUCGCAGGAUUUGGAGGCCCCGGGUGAUUUUGAUGCAAGUAACGAAACCCGAGUUUUGGAGUAUGAUUGCAGCUUGGACGAUCAGUACGUAGAAGAGUACAGCGAGGAUUAUGACAACCAACUCACCGAGGACACUGCAGAAUACGAUGCAAUGGUUGAGUAUGUGGAUGUUGAAGAGCCUGAUGAGACUGAGGAUAACGAUGUAACAGAGGAGAUGGAAGAGGGUGCAGAAGAGUUGUACGAGGUAGAGGAAAUAGCAGAGGAGGCUGUUGAAGUUUCUGAUAAAGAGGAACAACAACCACAACAGGAGGAGGAGGAUGACAACAAGAAUGUUCCAGAGGAGAAGCCGGUGGAGACGCCACCCAAGAAGCGUCUCCGACCCACGUUCAAGGAGGCUGCACUGAGAGCUUACAGGAAACAGAUGGCUGAACUGGAGCAGCAGAUUCUGGCAGGAGACGCCAGUGCUUUGGAUACUCAGCCUCGCAGUAUUUUGGAUCCCAAAUUGCUUGGUUUGCAGACCGGAGGGGCUGGCAGUAUUCUUUAUGGUAUUGACAGCAUGCCAGAUCUGCGCCGCAAAAGGACAGUGCCUCUUGUCCGAGACCUGGCUUUGACCCUCACUGCUCGAAAGGCAGGCAUCUCGUUUGCUCUGGUGAACAGGUCAACCCUGAACAACGAGGAACUGAAACUGCAUGUCUUCAAGAAAACCCUCCAGGCCUUGAUCUACCCAAUUUCCUCGACUACACCCCACAAUUUUGAGGUGUGGACGGCGACCGCUCCCACCUACUGCCACGAGUGCGAAGGCCUGCUGUGGGGGAUCGCCCGCCAGGGCAUGCGCUGCUCGGAGUGCGGCGUCAAAUGCCACGAGAAGUGCCAGGACCUGCUCAAUGCGGACUGUUUACAAAGGGCUGUGGAGAAAAGUUCCAAGCAUGGGGCAGAAGACAAGACUCAAAAUAUCAUCAUGGCUAUGAAGGAGCGUAUGAAGAUCAGGGAGAAGAACCGCCCAGAAGUGUUUGAGGUGAUCCAGGAGAUGUUCCUCGUCUCGAAAGAAGAAUUCGCUUCCCAUCUGAAGACGGCCAAGCAGGCCGUGCUGGACGGGACCUCCAAAUGGUCUGCCAAAAUCACCAUAACAGUCAUGUGUGCGCAGGGAUUACAGGCCAAGGAUAAGACGGGAUCCAGCGACCCAUAUGUCACAGUCCAGGUGGGGAAGACCAAACGCAGAACCAAAACCAUCUUUGGCAACCUCAACCCUGUCUGGGAUGAAAAGUUCCACUUCGAAUGCCACAACGCUACCGACCGAAUAAAGGUGCGUGUUUGGGACGAAGAUGACGACAUCAAGUCACGGGUGAAGCAACACUUCAAGCGCGAGUCAGACGACUUCCUGGGCCAGACCAUCAUCGAGGUUCGCACGCUCAGCGGAGAGAUGGAUGUUUGGUACAAUCUGGAUAAGAGGACCGACAAGUCUGCAGUGUCCGGCGCCAUCAGACUCAAGAUCAGUGUUGAAAUGAAAGGGGAGGAGAACGUGGCUCCCCCUCAUGGCCAGUACACGUGUUUACAUGAGAACCUGUUCCACUACCUGACCGAAGUGAAGAGCGGCGGCGUGGUGAAGAUCCCGCAGGUGAAAGGGGACGACGCGUGGAAGGUCUACUUUGACGACGUGUCUCAGGAGAUAGUGGACGAAUUUGCCAUGAGAUACGGGGUGGAGUCCAUCUAUCAGGCUAUGACGCAUUUCUCCUGUCUGUCUGCCAAAUACAUGUGUCCCGGCGUGCCCGCCGUGAUGAGCAGCCUGCUCGCCAACAUCAACGCCUACUUCGCUCACACGACCACCACCACCACCACCACCGCCUCCGCAUCUGACCGCUUCGCCGCCUCCAACUUUGGGAGGGAAAAAUUCGUCAAAUUGCUGGACCAGCUGCAUAACUCUCUGAGGAUCGACCUUUCGAAAUACCGGGACAACUUCCCGGCAGGAAACCCGGAGCGUCUCCAGGAUCUGAAGUCCACCGUUGACCUGCUUACGAGCAUCACUUUCUUCAGAAUGAAGGUGCAAGAGCUCCAGAGUCCACCAAGGGCCAGCAUGGUCGUAAAGGACUGCGUGAAAGCUUGUUUAGACUCUACGUACAAAUACAUUUUUGACAACUGUCAUGAGCUCUACAACCAGCUUCUCGACCAGAGCCGGAAACAGGAGCUUCCCAGAGAGGAGCAGGGUCCGUCUAUAAAGAACCUGGACUUCUGGCCAAAACUCAUCACUCUUAUGGUAUCAGUAAUCGAUGAGGACCGCACAGCCUACACACCAGUCAUUAAUCAGUUUCCGCAGGAAUUGAGCGCGGGAAAAAUCAGCGCCGAGAUCAUGUGGAACCUGUUUGCACAGGAUAUGAAGUACGCGAUGGAAGAGCAUGAUAAGCAUCGCCUAUGCAAAAGCACGGAGUACAUGAACCUUCACUUCAAAGUCAAAUGGUUCCAUAACGAGUACGUCCGCGAUCUGCCGGCCUUCAAGGAUGUUCCACCGGAAUAUUCUCUGUGGUUCGAACCCUUCGUCAUUCAGUGGCUCGAUGAGAACGAAGUCGUUGCCAUGGACUUCCUCAACGGAGCACUUGAAAGAGACAAGAAAGACGGCUUCCAGCAAACCUCGGAGCACGCCCUCUUCUCCUGCUCCGUGGUGGACGUGUUCACUCAACUAAACCAGAGCUUUGAGAUUAUCAAAAAGCUGGAAUGCCCAAACCCGCAGGCUCUGGCGCAUUUCAUGUGCCGUUUUGCGAAGACUAUCAACAAGGUUCUCUUGCAAUAUGCUGCAAUCAUUUCCAAGGAGUUUCCAUUGCAUUUGAACAAGGAGAACGUGCCGUGCAUAAUCCUCAACAACAUCCAGCAACUUCGAGUCCAGCUAGAGAAGAUGUUUGAGUCCAUGGGUGGGAAGCAGGAGGAGGGGGUUGUCUCCUUCUGUAAGCUGGAUGCAGAGGCCAGUGAUCUGCUAAAGGAGCUGCAGAAUAAACUCAACACAGUCCUGGAUGAGCUCAGCGGGGUGUUUGGCUCCAGCUUUAAACCUGUAAUCGAGGACUGCGUGAAGCAGAUGAACCAGGAGCUGGUCCAGAUGAAAGGGCCAAUUAAAGGGAGCAAUCCUGCCAUGGAUGCAGAAACCGUCUUACGGCCUCUUAUGGACCUUCUGGAUAAGAACUUGAUGUUGUUCGCCAAGAUCUGUGAGAAGACCGUGCUGAAGAGAGUCCUCAAAGAGCUCUGGAAAAUAGUUCUGAACACCAUCGAGAGAACAAUCGUUCUGCCUCCGCUUAGUGACCAGAGCCAACAAGGAGCUCAGAUGAUCUUUAGUGCUGCCAAGGACCUGGGACAGCUGUCCAAACUGAAGGAGCAUGUCAUCCGAGAGGACACCAGAAGUCUGACGCCUCGCCAAUGUGCCGCCAUGGACCUUGUGCUUCCCACAAUCAAGCAAUACUUCCAUGCUGGUGGGAAUGGACUGAAGAAAACCUUCCUGGAAAAGAGCCCUGACAUGAAAUCGCUCAAAUAUGCUCUCAGCCUUUACACUCAACCUACAGAUGCCUUGAUCAAAAAGUAUAUAUGCACCCAAAACUCUCAAGGUCAGUCAUCCAACGGAUCCGUGGGGGAGGUGUCAAUGCAAGUGACUCUCAUCUCUCACCCUGGCACAGGAGAACACAAAAUCAGCGUUAAGGUGGUUGGCGUAAACAAGCUCAUGUGGCAGACCAAUGCCAUGUUCCGGCCGUUCGUGGAGGUCAGCGCCAUUGGUCCACAUCUGGCUGACAAGAAGCGCAAAUUUAGCACCAAGACCAAGAACAACAACUGGUCGCCAAAGUACAAUGAAACAUUCCAGUAUAUUCUGAGUAACGAACACGGUCCGGAGGUCUACGAGCUCCACGUCUCGGUGAAGGAUUACUGCUUUGCCCGCGAGGACCGCAUCAUCGGCAUGACGGUCAUCCCGCUCCGGGAGCUGGCGGAGAAGGGCAGCUGCUCGGCCUGCUACCCGCUGGUAAAGAGCAUCACCAUGGACGAAACGGGCCUCACCAUCAUGAGGAUACUCUCUCAAAGGACCAACGACGAGGUGGCCAAAGAGUUUGUGCGUCUCAAGACGGACACCCGAUCAGCGGAGGAAGUGUCAUAGUCCGGAGUAAACUAGGCAAAAAAAAAACAAAACAACCCGAAAAACAAAAAAAAAUUGAGGUAUUAAGAGUCGUGUCGUCUUCAGAACGGAUAGAUGCAGGGGGAAGCGUAGAGAGAGCAUGGCCGCGCGCCCCGUUGUUUGGGAUAGAUGCCGGAUGCGGCAUCAGAACGAGUUCAUCCAAAGAGAAGGGAAGCCGGCCCAAACGUGGCGAAGCAGCGAGAGCGAGAGUCGUGUUCGUUUGUUUUUUGUGCAUGUGCGUAAAAACAUCUGUUGGAAUGUUCAUUUUAAAACUAAAAGUAUGUACAAGUGUUUACUUACCGUAUGCUCACUAUUAAGUACUAUAUUCUACGAGUUAUUGUAAUGAGACAUGGAUACCUUUUGUACAACAUUUAGUCUUUUUGAGCAGAGAUUUGUUCCAAUAAAGUGCCAAACCAGUGAAAAAAAACAAAAACAAAACAUAAACAACAAAAUUAACAUAUAUGAAUUAUGGUGAAGUUAGUAUGUAUGAAAUUUGCUCGGUUAUUUUGUCUGGUGUAAGUAAUUUUCUGACCGUGUGGCGUUUUGAUUGUUGCAGACGUCUUGAUUUCGCACCCUUGGUUUGAAUUUACUUUCUUUUUUUUUCCGGCUUCCUGUUUUUCCACUCUGCACUGUUGUGCAUGUCUUCUUUCUCAAUCAUGUCUUUCCCCUGAUUCCACAGUGACCGCCGAGCAGGGUCCUGUCCCUCGCCUUUCAAAACUGUUUGUAUUUUACGUCGACCUGAAGUCAGAUUGUGUGUGUUUUUUUUUGUUUGUUUGUUUGUUUGUUUUUUUAAAAUGGCGAUGACUGCUAUGUAAACCCUCGUAGAUGUUUGUAAUUUUAUAACCAUGACAACGUUGGCGAGAGCCUCCAGUGCUAACAGUCUUAGCAUAAAAGAGUGGAAUUUCUCUCUCUUUUUUUUUUUUUAGCGUUUCGUUUUGUGUUUUUCCAAGUUAUUUUUUCGCGUCCAGCCUUCCUGAACGACCACUGUGAACAUGAGCUUUGGAAGGCAAGCUUAACACGACAUUGCUUACACUUUGCUAUUGUUUUGUAUUUUUCCUCCAACAACUUUGCUCCUGAUAAACUGCCAAAGUUAUAUUAAAUAUUUGUACCAGAGCAAUUCAUUACAUGUAUGAAGGCAUAUAUGUAACGUGAUCUAUUUUUUUUUCCCAUGGCUUGAUAUUUGAUUGUUGAUAGGGUGGUACUAAGAUUUUUUUUGUUUGUUUUUUAUUUCCUGUGAAGCUGUUUAAAACUAUAAAAGUUGCACAUGUAAUUUUACACAUUGGUUAUUUCGACUUUAAGCAUUGGAAUUAUUUUUCUUCAUAAAGGAAAGAGUCUAACAUUUGGUAAAUAUGCAACAUUCCUAUGUAUUGCACUGAUGGCAAAUUGUAUGUCAUGUAAAUAUAUUUAGUGAGAUAUUGUAAAAAAAAAAGGAAAAAAGUCUACUUUUCUUCUAUGUGCAUAAAGUUUGUGCGAAAGUGUUA